Nanorana parkeri is the source of this 1326-nucleotide messenger RNA. RefSeq names its product transmembrane protein 64 (gene TMEM64). The annotation marks the transcript as partial. The transcript is spliced from 3 exons. The record is from RefSeq and is a predicted model, not a curated record. NCBI's taxonomy places the organism in Eukaryota, Metazoa, Chordata, Amphibia, Anura, Dicroglossidae.
CGGCGCAGUGCCCCGAAGAAAAACGCUGCUCGGGACGCGACGUCUGCAGCCAUUCAGCCCUUUGCUCUGCGUCUGCUGUGUGCGCUGAGCGCCGUCUGCUGCGCCUCUCUAGCGCUGGCCCGCCACUACCUAAAGGACCUGCUGCUGUGGGUGGAGAGCCUGGACAGUGUGGUCGGGGUGCUGCUCUUCAUCGUGGGCUUCAUUCUGGUCUCCCUGCCUUGCGUGUGGGGCUACAUCGUCCUGAACGUGGCUGCUGGCUACCUGUAUGGCCUGGUGCUGGGCAUCGGACUGGUCAUCGUCGGGGUGCUCAUCGGCACCUUCAUCGCCCACCUGCUGUGCAAGAAGCUGCUCACCCACUGGGUCCUGGCCAAGAUCGAGAGCAACCAGAGACUGGGAGCCGUUAUCCGGGUGGUGGAGGGGGGCGGCGGACUCAAGGUGGUCGCUCUGGCCAGGCUGACCCCCAUCCCGUUCGGGCUGCAGAACGCGGUCUUCUCGAUUACAGAUUUGUCAUUGCCCAACUACCUGGCAGCAUCUUCAGUUGGCCUCUUUCCAACCCAGCUUCUUAAUUCCUAUUUGGGAACAACUUUACGUACAAUGGAAGAUGUCAUCGCUGAACAAAGUGUUAGCGGAUACUUCAUAUUCAGUUUGCAGAUUGUGAUCAGCAUAGCUCUUAUGUUUUACGUGGUCCAUCGAGCGCAAGUGGAGUUGAACGCAGCUAUCAUGGCUUGUGAAAUGGAACUGAAGACUUCUUUGAAGGACAGCCAACUGAAUGGCGGCAGCACGGUAUUUUGCGGCAAAAGGACCUUAUUGUCCAUGGGAGGAAUUAACAUUGUAUGAGUGUUCAAGCCAUGCAGCCUUCUUUCAUUGCCAAGAUCUAUUUCUCUUUCCCUUCACUGAAGGAAGACAUUUUCUGCACAACUUUCAAAUGAACCUUCAGUGGUUUUUUCCUUUUGAGGAUAUCGGCCAGGAUCUCCAAAUUGGAAGCAUUCAUCAGUCGUCACAUUCUGUGUAUGUCAUGGCAUAAACAAUGCACUUUUCUGCGCAGCUCUUACAAACACGUCAUGGCAAAUGUAUUUAUUACUGGACAAUAAACUAUUUCUUAUGAAAUAGCGAAAAGGAACUUGUAUAAAAUAAAUUAUAUUUGUAAUUUGCCUUUUUAGCAUUUUGCUUUUGCAGUAUUGUUCAAGGACCUUUCUAGCUAAAAUACAAGUUGGUCCAUUUAAAAGAAAUAGAAUUCACUUGGUAAGCAAUAGCAGCUUUUGUUGCUGAAAAUUAAAAUGUCCACUGCAUAUGUUAAAUAUGAAAAGAAUGUAAAUGACCUUUGGA